This is a messenger RNA of Lynx canadensis (Canada lynx), 3494 nucleotides long. RefSeq names its product NLR family pyrin domain containing 13 (gene NLRP13). NCBI's taxonomy places the organism in Eukaryota, Metazoa, Chordata, Mammalia, Carnivora, Felidae. The transcript is spliced from 11 exons. Gene Ontology annotation, biological process: regulation of inflammatory response. Bases 56 to 3325 code for a protein of 1089 amino acids. Gene Ontology annotation, cellular component: cytoplasm. Gene Ontology annotation, molecular function: protein binding. The record is from RefSeq and is a predicted model, not a curated record.
UGCUGUGGAUGUAACAGUUGUUGGGCAGAGCUAGAAAUCCUGCGUGUUCAACAAGAUGAGCUCCUCGGCGAACAUCUAUGUCGACAAUGGUUCCUAUAAUAAGCUUCUGUCCUACCUGAUGGGCCUAGAUCAGCCUCAGCUGGAGGAAUUCAAGAUCUGCCUCCAGUCCUCACAGCUGCUGCUUGGGAACUUCCAGCAGAUUCCCUGGGCAAACUUGAAAGCCAUCGAUCCCACUAACCUGUUGUGUCUGUUGAGUGAAUACUUUUCAGAAAGGCAGAUCUGGGAAGUGACCCUCAGCAUCUUUGACAACAUGAACCUGACUUCACAGUGUACAGAAGUUCGAGCGAUGAUGAAUGAGAUAGCACAGACACAGGGAUCCCAAGAUCCAAGCCAAGAAGAACCAGAGGUACCAGAAGAAGAAAAAGACCACAGAAGAAGAUACAGAGAGAGAAUGAAGGCUAAAAUACUGACGAUGUGGGACAACAUCCCUUGGCCUGAAGACCAUAUAUACCUGCGCAAUGUGACUGAAAAGGAACAUGAAGGACUGAAGAGCCUCCUGUAUCCUAACAGGACUGGAGCCCAGCCACAGACGAUCGUCUUAGAGGGUCUAGCAGGGGUCGGGAAGACCACCCUGGCAAUGAAGGUUGUGCUACAUUGGGCAGAGGGCUUUCUCUUUCAUCAGAGGUUCUCCUAUGUUUUCUUUAUCAGCUGCCAUAAAGUUAGAGACAUGAAGGAUACCACAUUAGCUGGCCUGCUUUCCUGGGACUGGCCUGACUCCCAGGCCCCCAUUGAAGCUCUCAUGAGUCGCCCCGAGAGCCUCCUGUUUGUCAUCGAUGGCUUUGAAGAAAUGGACGUGCCCUCCACUUUGGACGAGAGUCCACCAUGUAAAGACUGGUACCAGCAACUCCCAGUCAACAGAAUCCUGUUCCACUUGUUGAAGAAAGAGUUGGUUCCCCUGGCUACCUUACUGAUCACAACCAAGGAGUAUAGAACCAAUGAUCUUAAAAAGUUGUUACUGAAUCCAUGGUUUGUGCAAAUUGUAGGGUUCACAGAAGGAGACCGGGAGGAGUAUUUCAUCAGGUACUUUGGUGACCAAAACAAAGCUAAGAAAAUCUUGCAUUGGGUAAGAAAGAAUGAAUCUCUCUUUCACUUCUGCUCUGCCCCCAUGGUGUGCUGGACCGUCUGUUCCUGCCUGAAGCGGCAAAUGGCGAGAAAUCCUCACUUCCAGCUAAGCACCCAGACCACCACCAGCCUGUACGUCUACUUUUUCUCCAGCUUGCUCGCCACAGCAGAGGUGAGUUUGUCAGACCAGAGCUGGCCAGAUCAAUGGAGAGCCCUGUGCUCUCUGGCUGCAGAGGGGAUGUGGUUUUGGAAGUUCACAUUUGCAAAGAAGGACCUCAAACACAGGCACCUGGAAGCACCUGUCAUUGGUUCUCUCCUCAGGUUGAAUAUUCUUCGAAAGGUCAGCGACUGUGAAGAUUGUGUUACUUUCACUCACCAGAGUUUCCAGGUGUUUUUGGGAGCCAUGUUCUAUGUGCUCAGGGGGGUGAGAGGAUCCAUUGGUGGUCCUCCAAAGCACCAGGAGAUGAGGGUGCUUCUGAACGAUGCUUUGGCUGACACAAACUUCUACUGGAACCAGAUGGCUCUGUUUUUCUUUGGCCUUUUAAAAAGAAACCUCGCAGAAGAACUGGAAGAUACUUUGCGUUGUAAAGUGAGUCAUAGGACAACGGAUGAAUUACUAGAAUGGGCAGAUGAAUUAGAAAGCUAUGAUCUUGUCUCCAGCUGUUUUGAAUUCCUACGCUUCUUUGAGUGCUUAUACGAGACUCGGGAGGAAAACUUUGUAAGGCAGAUUUUGAGUCAUCUCCUUGAGGCUGACCUCGAUAUCUUUGGGAGUCUACAACUCCAAGUGUCUUCGUUUUGCCUAAAACACUGUCAAAGGCUAAGUAAGCUAAGGCUUUCUGUCAGCAGUGCUAUCCCUCAGACGGAACUGACUUUCAACUUGGAAACUCUGGAGACAAGGCCACAUUCCAAGAUACGUCAGUGGCAGGAUGUUUGCUCCGUGUUUUCCAAUGGGAAUCUGACUGAGCUGGACUUCAGUAACAGCAAGCUUAAUGCUUUUUCAAUGAAGAAACUCUGUUGCGAGCUGAGAAAUCCAAGGUGCAAACUCCAAAAACUGACGUGCAAAUCAAUAACUCCUGUGAGGAUUCUGAAGGAACUUGUCCUUGUCCUGUAUGGUAACCACAGGCUGACACACCUGAACUUGAGCUCGAACAACCUGGGAAUUCCCGUGUCCACGAUGAUCUUUAAAACCUUGAGGCACUCAGCCUGCAACAUCCAGUAUCUGUGGUUGGAAUCCUGUGGCCUCACCCCUCUAGCCUGUCGUCAUCUCUUUCUGGAGCUCAGCAAGAACUCGAGUGUGCGCUUCCUCAGCCUGGGGGACAAUGAUCUCUCUGGUGUUGAGGUGAAAAGUCUGCAGGGGCCCUCGGAGAUGCCCGAGUCUUCCCUGAAGGAGUUGUCCCUGGAGAAAUGCAACCUGUCAGCAGCCAGCUAUCAGGAUCUAGCUUUGUACCUCACCAGUACCCAGAGAACAAGUCGACUGUGCCUGGGAUUUAAUCCGCUCAGAGACGAGGGCGUGAGGCUCUUGUGUGCUUCCCUGACUCACCACGAGUGUGCCUUAGAGAGAUUGGUGCUCUGGUUCUGCCAGCUCGGUACACCCAGUUGCAAGUACUUGUCAGAUGCUCUCCUCAAGAACAAGAGUUUGACCCAUCUGAACCUGAGGAAGAAUAACCUGAGAGAUGAGGGAGUGAAGUUUCUGUGUAAGGCCCUGAGUCGUCCGGACUGCAGCCUCCAGAACCUGGAUUUGUCAGAUUGUUCUUUCACAGCGGAAGGCUGUCAGGAGCUCGCUAAUGCCCUCCAGCAUAAUUGUAACAUGAAAAUUUUGGAUAUCGGAAGCAAUGACAUUCAGGAUGAUGGAGUGAAACACCUGUGUGAGGUCCUAAAACAUCCGAAGUGUGCAUUGAACACGCUUGGGUUGGAGAAAUGCAAUCUGACACCUGCUUGCUGCCAGUAUCUCUCCUCUGUUCUCAGAAGCAGUAAAAGCCUGUUUAACCUGAACCUUUUGGGGAAUGACUUGGAGCUCAGAGGAGUCAGCACACUGUGGAAAGCCUUGAAAAAAUCAACCUGCAAACUACAGAAGCUUGGGCUUGAAAAAGAGCUGUACAACAUAGUGAAGGGGGAGCUCGAGGAAUUGCAGGAGAGGGGGUCCUUUCUGAGAGUCAAGUGUAAGUGGGAUUUCAAUGACCUUGAGGACAAAUGGUGGUGGUGAUCCAAUGGCUACACUGUGGGAUGUUCUUGGAGUAGAAUCACCAGGAGAUUUCUCAGGUGUUGCUGCUCUUGAGGACAAAUGAGCAGCUACCUCCAGAGUGCUUUCCCGCAAUUUGUUGUAAGCAGCAUAUUUAAAUACCCAAUCUCCAGAAUCCUAAUCUAAUACUACA